CCAAAGAGGGGAUGGAAACAGACACAGAUACAAUGGAAUGCCAAAUGAAAAGAAAGCUCAGCGCAGAGGCUUUUGAUAUUUUGUGGGAAUUGCGUAAAUCAGGGCAGCUGUGUGACGCUGUUAUCAAAGUAGAAAACAAAGAAUUUCCCAUUCAUCGAAAUAUCAUGUCUGCGUGUAGUCCAUAUUUCAGAACUCUCUUCACAACUGAAUUUUUCCAAACGAAUGCAAAAGAAGUCGUGAUCACCGGUGUGUCUGCUGAUAUAAUGAGUCUAAUUAUAGACUAUGCCUACACAAGAAGUGCUGCUGUGACGUCAGACAACAUAGAACGUCUGCUUCCUGCUGCCGACCAGUUUCAUGUCUUGGGUCUCGUCAAUCAUUGCUGUGAUUUCCUAAUGUCGCAGAUAACAGCAGAAAACUGUAUUGGAAUAUUAAGAUUCGCAAAAAAUUAUUUUUGUCCAAAUUUGGAGAAGGAAGCCUACCGUUUUCUUAUGAUUAAUAUUGCAGACGUUAUAGCGAAUAGUAAUGAAUUUUUGCAAUUCGACAUUGAGGAAGUGUGUCAUAUUUUAAGUUCUGACUCUUUGAAUGUAAAGAACGAAAAAAUAGUCUUUGACGCAGUAAUACGCUGGAUCGAUUACUAUCCUGUUACCAGGAAAGUGUAUAUCGCCCGAUUAUUGAAAACGAUUCGCCUUGGACUUUUAAGUAAGAAGUAUUUCGUGGAAAAGGUUAAAGUUCAUCCUUAUGUCAAGGAUAAUGAAUUUUGUAAACCUUUAGUCAUAGAUACUUUGAAAUAUCUGUAUGACUUAGGUACAGAUGAGCCUAGGACCAUGGGAAUGUGUUGCAAUAUCGCGGCACCUCGCAUUCCCCACGAGAUUUUGUUCGUUAUUGGCGGAUGGAGUGGUGCAUCGCCAACAAACAUUGUGGAGAUAUAUGAUACACGUGCAGAUCACUGGGCCAUUUGUGAUAUAGCAGAUAGAGCAGGCCCAAGAGCGUACCACGGAACAGUGACACUAAAUCAAAUGAUUUACGUCAUCGGAGGGUUUGAUGGGAUAGAAUAUUUCAACAGCGUGCGCAGCUUUGACCCGAUAACCAAAGAAUGGAAAGAAGUGGCACCAAUGAACACAAAAAGGUGCUACGUCAGUGCGGUUGUACUUGAGGGUUAUAUCUACGCCAUAGGCGGGUAUGAUGGUCAGCACAGACAAAACAGCGCGGAGCGAUAUCUUCCCGCCAAAAAUCAGUGGAGUUUAAUCUACCCAAUGCACGAACAAAGGAGCGACGCCAGCGCCACCUCUCUUAAUGGAAAAGUAUACAUUUGCGGGGGGUUUAACGGACAGGAGUGUCUAAAUAGUGCCGAAGUCUACGAUCCCGAGACGAAUCAAUGGACAGAACUGCCACCGAUGAGAAUCAGGCGCAGUGGCGUAGGCGUUAUUGCCUAUCAGGAAGAAAUCUACGCCUUAGGCGGAUUCAAUGGACUUGCCCGAAUUCAUUCUGCAGAAAAGUAUUGUCCGAAAAGAAAUGCGUGGAUAGCGAUAUCAGACAUGCUCAGUCUGAGAAGUAAUUUUGCAAUUGAGCUCCUAGACGACAUGAUAUUUGCCAUUGGGGGGUUUAAUGGUGUCACUACAAUUUACAGUGUUGAAUGUUAUGAUUCCACCACAGAUGAAUGGUAUGACGCUGCUAACAUGAAUUUGUACCGAAGUGCACUCAGCGCAUGCGUGGUAAAAGAACUACCAAAUGUGGAGGAUUAUAUGGACAAAGAAAGAUAGAUAUUUCAGACUUCUACUUUUCAGAAAAUGAAUUUUAAUCAAAAUCCAGGAGGUUAACUUUUUUUUUACUCCUUUACUCUAAGCUUACGGAAUUUAUUAAAGUAUUUAGAUUAAUAUUUGAUAAAAAAUUAAAAUACAUCUUUUAUAGAAAAUGAUAAUCUCAAGAAGAAAAAUUUCUUAUGAUAAAAA
Messenger RNA from Saccostrea echinata, 1949 nucleotides. RefSeq names its product kelch-like protein 10. Lineage: Eukaryota; Metazoa; Mollusca; Bivalvia; Ostreida; Ostreidae. Gene Ontology annotation, molecular function: protein binding. The coding region runs from base 12 to 1760 and encodes 582 amino acids. The transcript is spliced from 6 exons. The record is from RefSeq and is a predicted model, not a curated record.